Molecule: messenger RNA, 204 nt
Organism: Westerdykella ornata
Lineage: Eukaryota; Fungi; Ascomycota; Dothideomycetes; Pleosporales; Sporormiaceae
Exons: 2
Source: RefSeq, a predicted model, not a curated record
AUUCGGUUCAAAGACGCCGUGGGUCGAAAGUUCAACUUCCCAUUCCACCUGUGCAAGACUUGGAAGGGAAUGGAAGACCUUAUCAAGCAAGCCUUCCUGCACGUCGACGUGCUCGGCCAGCACGUCCACGAGGGCCACUACGACCUCGUCGGCCCGGACGGCGAGAUCAUCCUCCCGCAGGUCUGGGAGGUAGUCAUCCAGCCC